Molecule: messenger RNA, 1673 nt
Organism: Vigna radiata var. radiata (mung bean)
Lineage: Eukaryota; Viridiplantae; Streptophyta; Magnoliopsida; Fabales; Fabaceae
Product: probable E3 ubiquitin-protein ligase RZFP34
Exons: 14
Coding region: 378-1310 (310 amino acids)
Biological process (GO): ubiquitin-dependent protein catabolic process; protein ubiquitination
Cellular component (GO): nucleus
Molecular function (GO): ubiquitin protein ligase activity; zinc ion binding
Source: RefSeq, a predicted model, not a curated record
CUUUCUCCCUGUGUGUUCCUCCUCCACAUCCUUUUGUGCUGGGUCAGGGGAGAGAUACCAAUCUCUACUUUCGAUUUGGGACACCACCGUCGUAUCUAUAUUUUGAAUUGGAUCGCCCAACAUUCUCUCUGGCUCUAAAUUUGUGCUGUGCUUUGUUUCUAGAAAUGCAGCAUCAUUUCAAGUAUCGGGAAAGCUUGGUUGAAUUGAUGCUGUCAAUUGACAAAAUGUGUGGGAUUGCUUUCUUUGUGGUGUUUGAUGAUUUUAUGGACGUGAAAGGGUUGGCUUGAUGCUUCGGCUGUUCAAAAAACACUUUCUGAUCAUCAGGCUUACUUCUGCUUCUAGAUAGCUUUUAAUCUUAUCUGAAGAUAGCUUGCAUCAUGGGAGUGGUGGCAGUAUUGCACACUGAGUCUCUGCAGCUUGACUGCAAGGACACGAAGCAUGUGACUGAGAAAGACGUUUAUAAUCAUCUAACAUCAAACGAAGAGCACCUACUUGGAGAAGAAUCAAGUCAAUCAACAAAUUACCAAAAGAUCAAUACUAUGCGUGAGAGAGGAUAUAUGGAAUAUGGAUGUCAACAUUACCGGAGAAGAUGCCGUAUUAGGGCCCCCUGUUGCAAUGAGAUUUUUAAUUGCCGCCAUUGUCACAAUGAGGCAAAAAAUAAUAUCAACAUUGAUCAGAAGCACAGACACGAUAUUCCCCGCCAUCAAGUUAAACAGGUUAUAUGUUCACUUUGUGAGACCGAACAAGAGGUUCAGCAAAACUGUAUUAACUGUGGUGUUUGUAUGGGCAAGUACUUCUGUGGGACCUGCAAGCUCUUUGAUGAUGAUGUAUCGAAGAAGCAAUAUCAUUGCAGUGGCUGUGGAAUUUGCAGAACUGGAGGAUGUGAAAAUGUCUUCCACUGCUACAAAUGUGGUUGUUGCUAUCCAACUCAGAUGAAAAACAGUCACCCUUGUGUGGAAGGAGCAAUGCAUCACGAUUGCCCCAUUUGUUUCGAGUAUUUGUUUGAAUCUGUGAAUGAUGUCCUUGUUUUGCCCUGUGGACAUACAAUACAUAAGAGCUGCCUGAAUGAAAUGAGGGAACAUUUCCAGUAUGCAUGCCCUCUCUGCUCGAAGUCAGUUUGUGACAUGUCAAUGAUUUGGGAGAAGCUUGACAUGGAGAUUGCUGCUACACCAAUGCCUGAAGCAUAUCGAAACAAAAUGAUUUGGAUCCUUUGCAAUGAUUGUACUAAAACUUCUCACGUCCAAUACCAUCUUGUUGCCCAAAAGUGCAUGAACUGCAAAUCCUACAACACACGGCAAAUAAGAGGCUGAGGAAAUGCCCUUACAUGUGGGAAUUCUUAUUUCAACUGCACGAAAGCCAAUGUAAGAAAAAAUAGUUUAUCAUGUGGCUCAGCAGUUACCAUGUUCAGGUUGGGGGCAAACUAGUUACGGUUACCCUUUUACUCUUAGUGUUACACUCUUCACUGUGUAACUUGUUUGUUUGGGGUGAUGCCAACUUUCAAAUUAGCUGUUACUUUAUAUAUAUGUUCCUACAGUUACUCAUAAACAUGUUGCCAAUCUUAUCAUAAGAGUUGAGCUAUGGUCAAUUUUAUCCUAGUUUUCUUAGAACGUCUGUGGAAGUAAUUUAUUUGAGUUGUUUUAUAUAGUAAAGAAAUGUGAUUUGUGUUCCUUGUA